Molecule: messenger RNA, 1599 nt
Organism: Lodderomyces orthopsilosis Co 90-125
Lineage: Eukaryota; Fungi; Ascomycota; Pichiomycetes; Serinales; Debaryomycetaceae
Product: RTA1 domain-containing protein
Exons: 1
Coding region: 1-1599 (532 amino acids)
Cellular component (GO): fungal-type vacuole; plasma membrane
Source: RefSeq, a predicted model, not a curated record
AUGGACCAGUUGGCUUCUAUAACAGCUUGGACUCCAACGUCAACCAACACACCAACGUCAACUAGUUUGAAAAGUGUAGCCACUACGGCGCAAUCUGCUUUGGAGCUGAGUUUGUCAGCUGCUCUACAUUCCUUCAGCAGUUACGGAACCAAAAUCAACAAUGAACAAUAUGUGAGUGCAUCCAGAGUCAUUCGUGGUGCACAAGCAUCCUUAUCAAUCAUUUCAGCUGAGCAAGUAUUGGCCACUGCAACAGCUGACAAUGUCAAAGCACAAGCUACAGAAUUGAUUUGGAACCUGACUCAAAAUUUGGAUGAUUUAUGGUGGGAUGAAAAUGUCUACGAUAUACGUCGUUUGACUCGUCCAGGAAAUAUCAUUUUCUUAGUAGUCUUUGCCAUUUCAUUCUUGUGGUAUAUCUUAAUUUUAGCCAAGUCAAGAUAUUGGUGGUUCAACAUUGCCUUCUUUUGUGGUGCAGCCUUGGAAUUCUUGGGAUUCCUUGGAAGAGUACUUUCCUUCAAUGAUAUGACCUAUUUUCCAUACUACUUGUUGCAAUUGAUUGUAUUGACUAUAGCGCCAGCUUUCAUUAUGGGUGGUAUAUACUUCCUAUUAGGUCAAUUAGUUAUUAUUCAUGGUCGUCAAUUUUCUAUUUUGAAGCCAUUAUGGUAUGCCUAUAUAUUUAUUGCUUGUGAUGUUACAUCAUUGGUUAUUCAAGCUAUUGGUGGUGGUAUUGCUAGUGUUCGAGCAGAAAAUUAUGAAAAUGCCGAUCCUGGUACCUACACCAUGAUUGCUGGUAUUGCUUUCCAAGUAUUUUCCAUGUCAAUUUAUAUCAUCUUUUGGACAAUGUUUUUAUGGAGAAUUUAUUUUCCAAAGACAGAUAAAUACCCUCAAAUUGAACCUGAAAAGCCUGUUGUUGAUUCACAGCAUUUAUUGAAACCAAGCGUAAAGAAUUUCCUCAAAUUGCUCAUCAAUUCUAAAACAACUGCUGAAUACAAGAAAAACGUCUUAGAACCGUAUUAUAAUCCCAAAUAUGCUGACAUUAGACUGAGAAAAUUGUAUGAUUAUUUUGCUUUGGCCGUUUCUUUGGCCAUUAUUGCGGUUUUUGUUCGAUGUAUUUACAGGGUUGUUGAAUUGGCACAAGGUUUCAGCGGUUACUUGAUAACACAUGAAGUUUACAUCAUGUGUUUGGAUGCCCUUAUGUUGUUCAUUGCGUUAUACAUUUUCAUUCCCUUCCAUCCACACAUUGUUUUUGGUGCAAGUAAUAUCAUUAGAUUGGGCGACAUCAAGGAAAAUGCCGACCAAAAAAUAGAGGAAGAGGUGCUAUACCCAAUAGAUGACGAUUAUGGCAGCAAUGGCACGAAGAAUGGGACUGCUGCGGGAAGUCCAUAUGGAGAAGAGAGACAUGAUAUCAAUAAGAAUGGUAAAUUUGAAGACAGCGAUGCGUCUUACAAGGCAGAACUUGGCGACGCAAACCACGCCUCUUAUCCAGUAGAGCAAGUACCACAUGGCUCCUACCCAGUAGACAACAACCAAGUACUCCACGAAACGCAUCCAACAAAUAAUAGUGAUGUUUAUCUUGGACCUUAUGAACCAGGACCCAAGUAA